GAAAUUGGACUUUUGCCAAACUCCCAACUACAGAAGUUAGACUUAAUUUCACAGUUCUGUGCCUUAUGUACUGUGUUGUCACUAAUGCCAGUCACAUUUAAUCUAUGGCAACUACACAAUGGCCUUAGCUUCCUAAAAUUUGAAAUAUGCACCAUAAAAUGUAGGGAUAAGCAAUACAAUGUAAAUUUUCUACAUCAAUUUAUAAAGUUACGGCCACCAUACAACCGCUGCAUAGCAAAUGUGACUAAGGCUUUUAACACAGGUUUUACUGUAUAUGAAAUAUUGGGUAUUUCACAAAAAUCUGAAUACUUUCUUGAAAAUUUCCUGGAUAUAUGCAAAAAUAUUGCUCCAAAAUGUUGAGUGUGUCGUGGCUUGUACUAUUCUUUCAACCAAUCAUUUUACAAUGUAACUUAUCCUCCUUGAGCAUGAGCAUGAAUCAAUGGCCACAUAUUCUGUUUGACCACCAAUUAA
Owenia fusiformis is the source of this 471-nucleotide messenger RNA. Lineage: Eukaryota; Metazoa; Annelida; Polychaeta; Sabellida; Oweniidae. The record is from the annotation of a GenBank genome assembly.